Gorilla gorilla gorilla (western lowland gorilla) is the source of this 862-nucleotide messenger RNA. Its product is annotated as variable charge X-linked-like. The record is from RefSeq and is a predicted model, not a curated record. The coding region runs from base 70 to 774 and encodes 234 amino acids. NCBI's taxonomy places the organism in Eukaryota, Metazoa, Chordata, Mammalia, Primates, Hominidae. Gene Ontology annotation, biological process: brain development. The transcript is spliced from 3 exons.
AGGGGUGUAUACAGGGAGGCCAGGCAGCCUGGAGUUAGUCGACCGUUGCGAGACGUUGAGCUGCGGAAGAUGAGUCCGAAGCCGAGCGCCUCGGGACCUCCGGCCAAGGCUGAGGAGACGGGAAAGAGGAAGUCCUCCUCUCAGCUGAGCCCCAGUGGCCCGAAGAAGAAGACUACCAAGGUGGCCAAGAAGGGAAAAGCAGCUCGUGGAGGGAGAGGCAGGAAGAAAGGGGCUGCGACAAAGAAGGCGGCUGCGACAAAGAUGGCGGCCGUGACGGCACCUGAGGCGGAGAGCGGGCCAGCGGCACCCGGCCCCAGCGACCAGCCCAGCCAGGAGCUGCCUCAGCACGAGCUGCCGCCGGAGGAGCCAGUGAGCGAGGGGAGCCAGCACGACCCACUGAGUCAGGAGACCGAGCUGGAGGAACCACUGAGUCAGGAGACCGAGCUGGAGGAACCACUGAGUCAGGAGACCGAGCCGGAAGAACCACUGAGUGCGGAGAGCGGGCCAGCGGCACCCGGCCCCAGCGACCAGCCCAGCCAGGAGCUGCCUCAGCACGAGCUGCCGCCGGAGGAGCCAGUGAGCGAGGGGAGCCAGCACGACCCACUGAGUCAGGAGACCGAGCUGGAGGAACCACUGAGUCAGGAGACCGAGCUGGAGGAACCACUGAGUCAAGAGACCGAGCUGGAGGAACCACCGCGUCAGGAGACCGAGCCGGAAGAACCACCGAGUGUGUGGACGGCCGAGUACUUCCCUGUCUCUGAGAGCAGCGACUAAGUUCAGGCCCAGCCGCCAGACCUCAGAGAUCUCACCAGCGGGGUGCUUGCCAUUCUGAUGAUAAUAAAAUGAAUGUGUUGCAGAUUGA